AUGGAAGCGCCGAGCUGCAUCCAGGACGAGCCUUUCGUUCACCCCCUAGGACCCGAGCCCCAGCCUGAGCCGGCUCCAGAGGCAACAACGGUUGCUGCAGGGGGGGCUCCAUCCCAGCCCGGACCGGGCAAGCCAGGGGAGAAGCGCUUUAGACUGUGGUACGUGGGUUGGUCGUGCCUGGACCGAAGGACCACGCUACCUAUGCUGCCCUGGCUGAUGGCGGAGAUCCGCCGUCGGAGCCAGAAGCCGGAGCCCGGCACGGCUCGAGAGGUGCUACUGCUUCUGAGCUCCCCGUACCUCCGCUGCGUCCCCGCCCCCUCGGGCAAUAGUGGGGGUUCGGGGGGCAGCCCUUCCGCCCCCGGCCCACUACCCAACCCGUCCGUAUUCAUUUUCGAACAUAAGGCGCAGCACAUCUCUCGCUUCAUCCACAACAGCCAUGACCUUACCUACUUUGCCUAUUUGAUCAAAGCCCAGCCAGAUAACCCAGAGUCCCAGAUGGCCUGUCACGUUUUUCGGGCCACCGACCCCAACCAGGUUCCUGAUGUUAUUAGUAGUAUAAGGCAAGUAUCUAAAGCAGCCCUGAAAGAGGAUGCCAAACCUAAUAAAGAUAAUGAGGAUGCCUUUUACAACUCUCAGAAGUUCGAAGUGCUUUAUUGUGGGAAGGUAACUGUGACCCAUAAAAAGGCCCCAUCCACUCUAAUUGAUGACUGCAUUGAAAAGUUCAGCCUACACGAACGCCAGCGUCUGCGGCUCUUGAGUGAGCAGCGCAGUUCUGAUUCCAGUAAUGACCUUACAGUCUUUGAGACAGAAACACCCAUUUCACCAGUAGAUGGCCAGUUGGAGGAACUUGAUGAGAUAACCUCUCCUACCUCGGGCCUAACAGUGGUGGUGGGACAGACCAGUUUGUCCGGGUCUCACGUUUGCUUCCCUGAACGGAUUUUGGAAGAUUCUGGUUUUGAUGAACAACAAGAAUUUCGGUCUCGAUGUAGCAGUGUGACUGCAGUUCCACAAAGGAAGGUGCACGAUGGCCCCCUAAAAGCACAACCACGUAGAAGACAUGCGAGUGCCCCAAGUCAUGUCCAGCCUUCUGAUUCAGAGAAGAAUAGAACGAUGCUGUUCCAGGUUGGGCGAUUUGAAAUUAAUCUAAUCAGCCCAGAUUCCAAGUCAGUUGUUCUUGAAAAGAAUUUUAAAGAUAUAUCUUCUUGUUCUCAGGGUAUAAAGCAUGUUGAUCACUUUGGAUUUAUCUGUCGGGAAUCUCCAGAACCUGGGUUGAGUCAGUAUAUUUGUUAUGUGUUCCAAUGUGCAAGUGAAUCUUUGGUUGAUGAGGUAAUGCUCACCCUGAAACAAGCCUUCAGCACAGCUGCUGCCCUUCAGAGUGCCAAAACCCAGAUUAAGUUGUGUGAAGCCUGUCCAAUGCACUCUUUGCACAAACUCUGUGAAAGAAUUGAAGGCCUUUAUCCACCAAGAGCCAAACUAGUAAUACAGAGACAUCUCUCAUCAUUGACAGAUAAUGAACAAGCGGACAUUUUUGAGCGUGUUCAGAAAAUGAAGCCAGUAAAUGACCAAGAAGAAAAUGAGCUUGUGAUUUUGCAUUUGAGGCAGCUGUGUGAAACCAAACAAAAGACCCAUGUUCACAUUGGAGAAACUCAGUCGACUCUUUCUAAUAAUACAGUUCCUGAAAAUGUGGGUAGCAGUGGCAGGUUCAAACUUGACAUUUUGAAAAACAAAGCCAAGAGAUCCUUGACUAGCUCUCUGGAAAAUAUCUUCUCAAGGGGAGCUAACAGAAUGAGAGGUCGUCUGGGAAGCAUGGACAGCUUUGAAAGGGCCAAUAGUAUUGCUUCGGAGAAGGACUAUUCACCAGGUGACUCUCCACCAGGCACCCCGCCAGCCUCUCCCCUCUACUCAACCUGGCAGACAUUCCCUGAAGAGGACUCGGACUCCCCCCAGUUUCGAAGGCGGGCACACACAUUCAGCCAUCCCCCCUCAAGUACAAAGAGAAAGAUCACUUUACAGGAUGGGCGAUCUCAUGGGGUUCGGUCUCCUCUCCUGAGACAGAGUUCCAUUGAGCAGUGCAGCGUUCUUCCAUCAGGUCGACGCAUUCACAAGGAGAGUAAAUCUUCUUCCUCCAGCCUUCCAAGUCUUCAUACUUCCUUCUCUGCCCCUUCCUUCUCUGCCCCCUCUUUCCUGAAAAGCUUUUACCAGAGUUCAGGUAGACUGUCCCCACAGUAUGAAAAUGAAAUAAGAAUGAAAGACUCUGCUUCAGAAUCAAGUGAUGGGGAGGGAAGGAAAAGGACUUCAUCGACCUGUAGCAGUGACUCCCUAAAUGUUGGAGGAAUCCCUAUCACUCCUCGACGUGUCUCUUGGAGGCAGCGCAUUUUCCUUCGUGUAGCUUCACCUAUGAACAAAUCCCCCUCAGCAAUGCAGCAUCAAGAUGGACUCGACAGAAACGAGCUACUUCCUUUGUCUCCUCUUGCCCCAACCAUGGAAGAAGACCCUCUUGUUUUGUUCUUGCCUGGUGAGGAUGAACCAGAGAAGGUUGGAGGGAGAAGAAAAUCUGAAGAACUGCGGAGUUUGUGGAAAAAAGCGAUCCACCAACAGAUUUUGUUGCUUCGAAUGGAAAAAGAAAACCAGAAACUGGAAGAAGCAAGCCGAGAUGAACUCCAGUCCAGAAAAGUUAAAUUAGACUAUGAAGAAGUUGGUGUAUGCCAAAAGGAAACCUUAUUAGCCUGGGAUAAGAAGUUAUUAAACUACAGAACUAAAAUCAGAUGUGAUAUGGAAGAUAUUCAUAUUACACUUAAAGAAGGAGUGCCCAAAAGUCGCCGAGGAGAAAUUUGGCAGUUUUUAGCUCUACAGUAUCGUCUGAGACACCGUUUGCCAAGUAAACAACAACCUCCUGACAUUUCCUAUAAAGAGCUUUUGAAGCAGCUCACAGCUCAGCAACAUGCUAUCCUUGUAGAUUUAGGAAGGACCUUUCCCACUCAUCCUUACUUUUCUGUACAGCUGGGAUCUGGACAGUUAUCCCUCUUUAACCUUUUGAAAGCCUAUUCUUUGCUGGAUAAAGAAGUGGGUUACUGCCAGGGGAUUAGUUUUGUGGCUGGAGUACUGCUUCUGCAUAUGAGUGAGGAGCAAGCUUUUGAAAUGCUCAAGUUCCUCAUGUAUGAUCUUGGCUUCCGGAAGCAGUACAGACCGGACAUGAUGUCACUACAGAUUCAGAUGUAUCAGCUCUCAAGGCUUCUUCAUGACUAUCAUCGAGAUCUCUACAAUCACCUUGAAGAGAAUGAAAUCAGUCCCAGUCUUUAUGCUGCCCCCUGGUUCCUAACAUUGUUUGCUUCCCAAUUUCCACUAGGAUUUGUAGCCAGAGUUUUUGAUAUUAUUUUUCUUCAGGGAACUGAUGUUAUAUUUAAGGUGGCACUCAGUCUACUAAGCAGCCAAGAAGCUCUUAUAAUGGAGUGUGAAAAUUUUGAAAAUAUAGUGGAAUUUCUUAAAAACACUAUACCAGAUAUGAAUACAUCUGAAAUGGAGAAAAUAAUUACCCAGGUUUUUGAGAUGGACAUUUCAAAGCAGCUUCAUGCAUAUGAGGUUGAAUAUCACGUGCUCCAAGAUGAACUUCAGGAGUCUACCCAUUCCUGUGAUGAGAGCGAGCCCCUGGAAAAGCUAGAGAAGGCCAAUAACCAGCUGAAGAGACAGAACAUGGACUUGUUGGAAAAAUUACAGGUGGCUCAUGCUAAAAUCCAGAGUUUAGAAUCCAGCCUUGAAAAUCUUUUGACUCGAGAGACCAAAAUGAAGUCCUUAAUCCGAUCCCUGGAACAGGAGAAAUUGACCUACCAAAAGACAGUGGAACAAAUCAGGAAGCACUUGCCAGCAGAUGCCCUUGCAGACUGUGAACUGCUGCUGAGGGAAGUAAACUGUAACCCAAAUAAUAAAGCAAGAACAGGAAAUAAGCCAUAAUUUAAGAAGUGCCGCCUCAGCCAGCAGCACAGUUUAAUAUACUGAGGAAAAGGAGUCAUAUGCAUACUGCUGGACAGUCUCAGGAGACUCAGUGGAAUGGAAUCACCUAAAACAAGUUUGGAAUCUCCAGUAGUAUCAGGUGGGCCUUUAAUCCCAAACUGCAAAUCCUAAGCUAUUAAAAGCAUACAUACAUAUUAGGGGUUUUGUUGCUAUUGUCGAUUGUGUACAUAAACAUAAAGGGAAAUUUAGGAAAAAUU
Gracilinanus agilis (Agile Gracile Mouse Opossum) is the source of this 4205-nucleotide messenger RNA. RefSeq names its product TBC1 domain family member 4 (gene TBC1D4). The transcript has 22 exons. Lineage: Eukaryota; Metazoa; Chordata; Mammalia; Didelphimorphia; Didelphidae. The record is from RefSeq and is a predicted model, not a curated record. Bases 1 to 3948 code for a protein of 1315 amino acids.